Molecule: messenger RNA, 1042 nt
Organism: Musa acuminata subsp. malaccensis (wild Malaysian banana)
Lineage: Eukaryota; Viridiplantae; Streptophyta; Magnoliopsida; Zingiberales; Musaceae
Source: RefSeq, a predicted model, not a curated record
UUGGGCUCUCCUUCUUUGACCCUUCUCUGUCACUCUCUCCUCCCAACCUCCUCGAAUCUGCCGACCACUACGGCUCCCUUUUUAUUUGCGUCUCUCCGCCCCAUUCAGUACCACAACGCGUAACGCGAGGCGAUAACGCAACUAGGGGUAGAGGUGCACGCAGGGAGAGGAAGAAGAAAGUGAGUGGUUGAGCGAAGAUGGGGAAUAGUUUGGGUGGGAAGAAGAAGAUAGCGAAGGUGAUGAAGGUGGACGGGACGACGUUCAAGCUGAAGCCGCCGGUGCAGGCCGUGAGCGUGCUGCGGGACCAUCCGGGUUAUAACCUCCUCGACGCGGAUGAUGUGACGCGGCUUGGCGUCCGGGCGAUGCCGCUGGAGCCGGACACGUCGCUCAAGCCCGGGAAGCUCUAUUUCCUGGUGGAGCUGCCCCGGGUCCCGAACCAGCGCGCGCCUCGUAGGGCCUGGUCCGGGGCGCUCCAGGUGAGCGCCAAGGAGCGGCUGGAGAGCCUCCGGCUCACCCGCCGCUCCCUCUCCGACCUCUCCCUCGCCACCCAGUCCCCCUCGGUCGAGGCCGAGGAGGCCAAGGACGGCACCGUCCGCCUCAAGAUGAGGCUGCCCAAGGCGCAGGUGGAGAAGCUGAUGCAGGAGAGCAAGGACGCCGCGGAAGCCGCGCAGAAGAUCAUGCAGCUUUGCGCUGCCAGUGAUGGUGCCACCCCGUCGGCCUCACCAGAGCCGACGACGCCAACCGUGAAGGUUGGACGCAAGGAGAAGAGGACGAGGUUUGUUGCAAUGCCAAACGAGAUCAUCGCGUGAAGUGCAACACUCGAGCCAAGCUGGUCAGUGAGAAGAAGCAGAAUCACUAGAUCUUGUAGUAUUUGUCCAAAAGAAAAAGAAGAUGUGGUGGGUAGGAACAUGAGAAGCUGCGUAGGGCUUCCUAUUCCCCACCCCCCACACACAAAACUAGCCUGCGUUUGUCAUUUGUUAUAUGGUACUUUACUACGCUUGAGUUGAGUGAAUGGAAUUCUCGCAGCAACACUUCCUCUUUC